GACCUUACGCCCUCCCCUACUGGAGCCUCAUCUAAUUUGCCCCUACCCCAUGGCCGACUCUCCGCCUCUGGAACAACAUUAGCCAAUGAAUCUUUAUCCAGUAGUGGUAGCUUCUAUUCCAGCUCCAUGGCUUACUCGGGAGCUCGCCGCUUAGCUGCUUUUUUAUCAGAUGAAGAAGAUAGCGCUGAUUCGACUACUGAUUCGGAUGAUUUUGAUCAUACCCCAGAUCUGGCCUCUAUACCUGGCGGGCAUAUUGGUAUUUCGCCUGGCUCAUUUUCGGGCCUGGCUCCUCCAGUUCUCAGUGGAAAUUUAGGUAGCUUGACUCCAAGUGUGAUUGGCACAAAUGGCUCCUCAUCCAAUCUAUUUAGUCAGGCCAUUGGGACCACAAUUUCUACUGGUUGCGAAGUCGGUGAAGAUGAUACUGAAGGAUUCAGCGUAUCAUAA
Messenger RNA from Protopolystoma xenopodis, 444 nucleotides. NCBI's taxonomy places the organism in Eukaryota, Metazoa, Platyhelminthes, Monogenea, Polystomatidea, Polystomatidae. The record is from the annotation of a GenBank genome assembly.